This is a messenger RNA of Eurytemora carolleeae, 1595 nucleotides long. RefSeq lists its product as uncharacterized. NCBI's taxonomy places the organism in Eukaryota, Metazoa, Arthropoda, Copepoda, Calanoida, Temoridae. The record is from RefSeq and is a predicted model, not a curated record. The coding region runs from base 50 to 577 and encodes 175 amino acids. The transcript is spliced from 6 exons.
GACAGUGACAUGCUCUAUUUAGUUAAGUAACUUGCUAAACUACCCUGACAUGCUGGGUAUGCAGACCAACAUGCACAGAUUGCAGAAUGCAGGCAGUCCUAUUGAUAUUCCUUCUAGUCUGGGCAGUCCCAACUAUGCAUACCAAGAUCAAAACUAUCAGAAUGUGAGUACUGCAAUGUACCAAGAUCAGGGAAACCUUAAUGUUGGAUUAACCCCAGAUCUUGGAGAUUAUUAUCAGCUGAAUGAGAUGACGGAAACUGUGAACAAUCUUUCAGAGACUUUAACGCAGAAUAUGAAUAUUCAACAACCUGUUCAACAACCUGUUCAGCAACCUGUUCAACAACAACAACAACAUCCAGACCGGAGUGCGGGUAAAAGAUCACAGAAGGAUGCUAACUUAGAAUCUGGUUCCCUUCAGCUUCCCUAUCAGCAGGCCAAGACAGACGAGAGUAAACCUAACUUGUCCCGGCAGCAAUCCUCCUUAAACACUCCGACCGUUAGCGAGCAGUUGACCUCGAGUUCCUCGAUCAAUAUCCACGCUAUGAACCUGGCGGGGGGAUCCUUAAACAGCUUCUAAAUCUCUUUCUCUCGUAAACUAUUUUUGAUUUCACAAAGAUAGAACAAAAUAUAGUAGAAAUGUAUUUUUUCUCCUCAAAAUGUGAACUGUGUUCUAAAUAUAGGAUUUGGGGGACGACUACAAAACGCUCCCAGUUACUACAGUGAGAAUCAGAAAAUUAUGAAAUAGGACGACGAAAUUAUAGCAAUACUUAAGUGUACAUAUUUGAUGUUGUUACGAAGCAAAUAGCUUUAUAAAAGUAUCUUUUACAAUCUUGGUCUGUUUGCACAAUUGGUGUGUCUAAUGUUCGUUUGACAAUUUAAAGCCAUAAUUAACGUCUAAAAGUCGUCUUCUUAUUCCAAAGUAUUCUGGUUCUCACUGUAGUGUAGGCUACAGUAAGGCCCAUAUAACUAAAAAACAGGAAGAUGACAUGUUUGUUGUUGAUUUUGUUUUGAAAUUGUUUUACAAUUAGAUUAAAAUCAAGUUAUAAAGUGAAAUAGGUCUGUGGUAGCUGCACAAUUUCUGUGUUUCAUGUUCAUUGGUUUUUUAAACCCACAUACUAUUUAUUCCACAGUUUCAGGAGUCCAGCUAAUAAUAGAAAAGUUUUAAAUGUUUGUACAAUCAGUGGUUUUUUAUAACUGGAUAUUUGCAUUUUCCUUUUUAUAGACUAUCAUGUAAGCAUUAUGAUGAAACUUGUACAAAAUGUAAUUUUUUAUUAAGAUAUUGUUUUAAAUAUUAUAAGAUUUUAUUUAUAGUUGCUAACUACUUAUAUGAACUCGGGUUAAAGUGCCUUUUUAAAAUAUUUUUUUUAAUAUUUUAAAUUCCCAUAAUUUUCAAGUAAAAGUUAUUUAGUUUUUUUUUAAUGCAAAGUUAGUUUGGAUCGUUCUUGUUCAAAACAUAAAUGAACUAUUUAAUAUAAAAGUCAAGAAAGGCUUAUUUAAAUAUUCUAAUGCUGGCAAAUUGUUAUAAAUUAUCGAAGCUAACGAAAAGUAAAAUAAAGAAUUGCAUUUCCAAUGGUUGAAGGCGGAAGAGUUAACCA